Molecule: messenger RNA, 1257 nt
Organism: Emiliania huxleyi CCMP1516
Lineage: Eukaryota; Haptophyta; Isochrysidales; Noelaerhabdaceae
Exons: 5
Coding region: 1-1257 (418 amino acids)
Molecular function (GO): L-ascorbic acid binding; oxidoreductase activity, acting on paired donors, with incorporation or reduction of molecular oxygen; iron ion binding
Source: RefSeq, a predicted model, not a curated record
AUGAUGCUCGUGCCGACGGUCGCUCGAGCGCUUGCUCCGGCGCUUCCGUUGCGGCCAGCUGCUGUCUCGCCACCAGCAUAUGCCAUCCCGUCUCACCCGUGCCUUCAACGCGUCCACGGUGAGCCGGCGCCCGUCUACAUCAUCCCAGACUUUCUGAGCGGCGACGAAUGCGAGGCCCUGAUCGACGCGUGCGGCACCCUGCCAGAGGUGCGAUAUAUCGAGCACGAAGAGAAGAAAUUCUCAAUCGGCUGGCUCAAAGCCGCCCCCAGUCUGUCACUGCUCGCUCUUGCUAGCGCGACUGCCCUCUCUCUCGGGGCAGGCUACUCUCCGUCGGAGGCUCUGCUUGCUACCAGCGGUGCCGUCACAGGCGUAUGCGGUCUUGCGCACGGUGUAUCGACACUCGUCGCGAACAGCGACAGGGUGCAGAUCUUCACCGGCACCAAAUGGGACGCCUCUGGCCACCACGCGGAGAAGCUCUUCCUCGCUCGAGCCGGCGCGCUCUUCGGCCACAUGCCUCGCGACCGCUUUGAGCCGGUGACCGUCACGCGGUACAAAGAGGGAGAGUAUCAGCGCAAGCACGUCGACGCCAGGCUCGACGCGAUGCGGGACGAGGCCUUCGGCUCGACCGGCCUCGGUCAGCGCAUCGCGCAGGUCAUCGUCUAUCUCCGAUCGCCCGAAGCCGGCGGAGAGACGGCUUUCCACGGGGACGCCUUUAGCGAGUGGCGUCCUCGGGCGGAGGUUCAGCCUGUGGCGGGCCAGGCCCUCGUCUUCCCGACGGCAACGCUCGAUGGCGUGCCGGACGAGAGGUACGUGCACAGCGGCGAGGCGGUGAAGCGCGGAGAGAAGUGGAUCGUGGGCACGUGGCUCGACGCAGCGCCUCCGACGCUCUUCCAAGAGAUCAUGGCCCAGUGGGAGUGGCUGCAGCAGGCGCACGACUAUGUCGUGGCGAUGCCCGCGCUGCGCGAGCGCGUCAGCUCCUUCCGCAAGUCGGCGUGGGAGUUCACGUCGACGGCAAAGGCAGCCGCGCCCGCGCGCCGAAGCCUCGGCCGCACCCUUUGCAGCCACUGGGCCGCGCUGCUCGCCUUCCGGCUGCUGCAGGCGCACGACCAGCUGAGCGCGAUUGCCCCACUGGCUGACAUUAGCCUCCCUGCACCGUCGCUUCAGCUCGGCGACGGAGAGGGAGGCGGAGAGCUCCUUCGUGGCGCACGACCAUACUGGCUGACGACUGGGCACGGGACUGGCUCGCACUGGCACUAA